Messenger RNA from Larimichthys crocea (large yellow croaker), 2419 nucleotides. RefSeq names its product URI1 prefoldin like chaperone (gene uri1). The transcript is spliced from 11 exons. Bases 328 to 1818 code for a protein of 496 amino acids. Gene Ontology annotation, biological process: negative regulation of phosphatase activity; negative regulation of transcription by RNA polymerase II. The record is from RefSeq and is a predicted model, not a curated record. Gene Ontology annotation, molecular function: phosphatase inhibitor activity; chromatin binding; transcription corepressor activity. NCBI's taxonomy places the organism in Eukaryota, Metazoa, Chordata, Actinopteri, Sciaenidae.
UGUUGCUGACGUUUGACCGUCGGACGGAGGGUGCAUGUCGCAGCCAGAGUGAACCAGGAAUAUUCGCUAAUCUUGGGAAUAUCAAAUCCGUGGAUAUUUUUGGAAAAACCAUGCAGAAAUCUUGAAAUGAGCGUGUGAGAUGGUAUCACUUCCGAAAGUGAGGAUAACUAUCACUGCCUCUUUGAUGAAUACGAGCAGAACGGGUCUCAGGAAUCGCUGCUGCUGCAUUCAUAAACACUUCUUUAGGACUCACAACAACCCCUGAGCUUUGUUUUGGGGUCACGAAAAAAAAACACUACGUAUUCCUGUUGUGCACUUGGGUUGACAAUGGCUGAAAAGGGUCAAGUGAACAUAGACCAUCUCGACGGAGUUGUCAGGCUCCGAGAGGAACACGAGAAGGUGGUGAAAGACUGUGAAAGUCGGGUUCUGCACUGGAAGAAGGUGUCAGGUGACUAUGAAGCCUUGAAUGAACGACUUCAAACUCUUCCAGACCAACUGACUUAUGACAUCAUGGUGCCAUUCGGCCCUUUGGCCUUCAUGCCGGGGAAGCUGGUGCACACCAAUGAGAUCACAGCGUUGCUGGGUGACAACUGGUUCGCGAAGUGCUCCGCCAAGCAGGCUCAGAAAAUUGUCAACCACAGGAUGAAAUAUGUAAAGAGCGAACUAGAAGAUCUGACAAAGACGAUGAAAAACUUUGAAGCCAGAGUUGGGUUUGCGAAGAAUUUGGAAACCAUGACAGCCAAUAAAAGUGACUAUGUUGACAUUAGGGAAGAGGCUGGGAACAAUGACACUGCUGUCUCCAAAGGAAAACAAAGAAUAGCCCACAAACCAAAUUCAAAGCCCAAGUUGGAUGCCGUGUUGGAUUUAAGAGAGGAUGAGGAGAAUGAAGGAGAGGGCAGAGAUGAAGAAAGCAGAAAAGGCAUCCUGACAGAGGAGGAGUUGUGGGCUCGAUUAGACGAGCUUGAGAAACUUGAGGAGCUACAAGAUGAGCAGGAUAGAUUAUCUGAUAAUGCAGACAUGAACGGUGAGGACACAUCAUCCCUUUCCUCAGAAGAAGAGAAGGAUGGAGACGCUGCAACUCCAGUAAACGGGCUGAGUCUGAAGCCCAGCUGGACUUCCGUGCCUCACAGUAAAGCGUCAACCAGCAUAGACAGGAAAGAGGAAGAAGACGAUGAGGAAGAGGAAGGCAGCUCUUUGCCCACCAUUUUUUUCUCUCAUACAGUUGAACCUAAGAAGGUGAGGAUAAACACAGGAAAAAACACCACAUUGAAGUUCAGCGAGAGGAAAGAGCAGAAGGAACACUCGAAGAGGAAAAAGAAAAACGGCCACAAUAAUGGACACUCCCAUCACGAACUUCACAAAAUCACAACGCCAGCAGACAUAUACAGGUUGUUUGUGGACGUGAAGAACGGGGAACUCAUCCCCAGGAAGUCCAUCCUGAAGUCACGCAGCCGAGAGAACAGUGUGUGCAGCGACACGAGCGAGAGCAGCGCUGCAGACUUCGAAGAGCGUCGGAUGAUCGGACGCAGCUUCAGCCAUGACGAAGCGACGCACAGCGACACCAGUGACGGCAUUACGGAAGAGGACAGUCCCACAGCGAUCCCACUGCACCCCGCCAACAGGUUUGAGGCUUUUUCAGGUACAGUGGUAGAAAAGGACCCGAUGCCUUCAGCUGUCCCUCAUCUGACCAUCGUUCCACCAGCUCUGCCGACCAUACUGGAGAGGAAACAGGAGGAGGUGGCGCCUGACGCCCCCCCGCCCGAGCAAGCCCCGAAAAGGGUGUCGAAGUUUAAAGCUGCCAGGUUGCAGCAGAAGUGACUGUUAUCGAGCAGAUAACUAAUACGGUCUUGUUUUUUCUUUUGUUGUUUUUUUAAGCCUUUGUUUUCUGACUAAACUGAUGAACUGGACAAAACCACACACCAUCCUCUCUUUUAAUCUCUUUUCUUCUUCUUUCACUUUUAACCAUACACGGUUUCUGUCAUUGAGUACGACUGUUCAGCGAGAAAAAGCACAGUAGCAACAUUUAAAAAAUCAGCUUUAUGUGUAACAAACGUUUUUAACAGUCAACCUGGUGAAAGCUUAUCUUCUCCCACAGUAUAAAUGGCACUUAACAAUUGUCCGUCUUCCUGUGGGGCCUCUUUAAACAGAUUGCUGUCUGCCACAAGCUUACCUGUCUUCUGCUUUUCUGUUGAGCCAUGCUGUUGCCAGUUUAGGUAAGACUCUAGGCUUUGUCAUUUGCGAUGAGUUGCCUUGUUUUGUUUUGUUUUUUCAAGUAUUGAUUAUUAAACCGAUCAGGUGCCCGCUAGCUUCUCUUGACGUACCUAAUGAAUGUAUGUAUUUCUUUGUGACAAGCUUUAUGUAAAGAUAAAAAAAGAAUAUUGAUGAUAGCUAAAAGGAAAAUAAAAGAUUUUGGCUACUA